Argiope bruennichi is the source of this 1910-nucleotide messenger RNA. RefSeq names its product histone deacetylase complex subunit SAP30L-like (gene Sap30). Gene Ontology annotation, molecular function: protein binding; transcription coregulator activity. The record is from RefSeq and is a predicted model, not a curated record. The transcript has 5 exons. Lineage: Eukaryota; Metazoa; Arthropoda; Arachnida; Araneae; Araneidae. The coding region runs from base 143 to 661 and encodes 172 amino acids. Gene Ontology annotation, cellular component: histone deacetylase complex. Gene Ontology annotation, biological process: regulation of DNA-templated transcription.
AUCAUAUCAACAGCGUUAUGUUUUUGAAGAUCUGUGUAUUCCCGCGUUUGUGUUAAAGUUGUCAAUAUUGUAAGUACGACAUAAACUUACGAAAUUCGGAAAGACAAUAUUGAAAACUUCUGAAAGUAAAUAUAAGUAUGAAAUGAAUGGUUGCAGUACUGAAGAGGAGACCCCAAGUGGCCAUAACCAAGUGUGUUGUCUUCUUGAAGAAGAUGAGAGAUGUACUCAACCAGCUGGUAAUGCAAGCUACAAUAAAAGAAUUCAGAAAACAGUAGCUCAGAAGAAAUUGAAACUUAGCAUUGAUCCAAGUGCUAGACAUAUUUAUAUUUGUGAGUAUCAUAAAGGAGUUAUUCAAAGUUUAAGAAACAAACGAAAAAGGAAAGAAAGUGAAGAUGACAAUGGCUUGAAUGAUCAAGACAUGGAUAUUCCAGAAGUUGAUCUUUACCAGCUACAGGUGAGUGCUCUUCGUAGAUAUAAAAGACAUUAUAAGAUACAGACUCGCCAAGGAGUGAAUAAAGCACAACUUGCUGAGACUCUUUCUAGGCAUUUCAAGACAAUACCUGUGAACGAAAAAGAAGCUAUUACAUACUUUAUCUAUAUGGUCAAGAACAAUAAAAAUAAACUUGAUCAAAAGAAUGGAAAUGAGGCAGCAGGAACAUAGAUUUCUUUCUUCAAAUUGAAAAUAUAUGUCCUCUUUAAUGUUGUAAAUUAUUAUUGAUAUAAGUUUUGAGAAGUGUAAUAUUUAGUCACUAUUUUUUUACACAUGCACUUUCUGUUUCUGUAUCUCCCUUAUUUCUUAUAUUAAAAUUUUCAUUUAGCAUAUAUGCAGCUAUAGAGAGAGAGAAAAAGAGAAGGGGAAAAGAAAAAAAAAGUGGAAAAUGCAAAUAUUUUAGGCUUUAAUCAUAAAAUCAAUUCAAGAAGGAAAUAAAAUUUCUAAAAUUCCCUUAAAAUUUAUAUAAGGGAGGGUUUGAUACUUUGUUAUUGUUAAAAAUUUUACCUGAGAAAUUUUUUAAGUGUGUAACAAGUAAUAAAUAAUAAAUUAUAUUGAGACAAAAAUUACUCACUUUUCAGAAGUUACUAUACACAACACUUGAGUUUGCAAACUUCACAGCAAAGAGUAUUGUGUGUUUUCAUUUUCCUAAAUAAUGAGUAUUUUUAAUCAAAAUUACAGUAAAAAUUUAAUAUUAAUACUUAGGGAAGAGUUAAAAUCAUUUUUUCCAGAAAAUUUUGUCAGAGAUUUUGUUCCUGUUUUUUUUUUUUUUUUCCCCUUCUUUUGUUCUUUUUGCCAAACUGUUUGCUCAGUUUGCAGUUUUCUGUUUUUUUUUUUUCUAUAUUUAUGUUUAAAAGAAUGUGAAAUACCUUUAUCUACUUGCUUUCAUCCCACAGAUAUUUACAUUACUUCAAAAUUCAAGAGAAAUGUCUUGUGGAUGAGUGCUUGCUGGUAUCAUUUUGAUUUUGUAUGCAUGUGCAAGGUGAUUCAGAAAUCAAAAAAACUUGAACAAAAAAUUACUAACAAAUGAAAGUAGAUGAAUUGAAAUGGGACUUGAAUUUAAUGGUAGUACGAGUUACAAUUAAAAUUAUGAACUGCAGAAUUUCCAUGAUUAUGUUCCAAAGUAAGUUGUAAAUGAUUACGGUUAGAUGAGGGAAAAAAUUUAGUUUCAUAUAUCUUUUUUACCAGAUAUCAUUUUUAUUUAUAAAGUUUCUUUGAACUUCAGAAUCAUGGUGUAUAUGUGUAUUUCUUCAUUGGAUUUUGCUUUAUUGAUGUUUUCUAUAUAUUAAUUAAGAUAUUUUACUUUUGCAUAAAAUUUCAAUAUUAUUAAUGUAUAUAAACUUUGCAUUAUUUAUCUUUGUUGAAAUAUGUUUUCAAAAUUUUAAUUUACACCUACAAUAAAUUUACAUGUUCAGAUAUA